Aplysia californica (California sea hare) is the source of this 8382-nucleotide messenger RNA. RefSeq lists its product as uncharacterized. The record is from RefSeq and is a predicted model, not a curated record. Gene Ontology annotation, molecular function: ATP binding; protein kinase activity. NCBI's taxonomy places the organism in Eukaryota, Metazoa, Mollusca, Gastropoda, Aplysiida, Aplysiidae. Gene Ontology annotation, biological process: protein phosphorylation.
GUGAGGGAUGACCUGGCUGCACGGCACCUCCGCCGCAGGUCGCUGAGUCUGGAUCGAGAUUCUGCACGGAACGGGACACGAGACAGGACACGGGACGGGACACGAGACGGGACACGGGAUGGAACACGAGAUAGGACGUCAGGGUUAUUCCGCUCUUCCUCUUUCACUGACAGCAAGGACACUUUUGAUCUGAUUUCAACGGGUCAUUUCCCACGCCAGGAGAGGGAUAGCAGUGUCGGCAACAGUCAGGCGUUGACCUUGGGGGCUGUGAGCGACAGUGAGGCGUUGACCUUGGGCGCUGUGAGGCAGCUUCAGAAGCAGCUCGGUGACCUUGAGCAGCAGCUGGUACAUCAGGAGGUCAAAGGGCGCGAGCAGGCACGGCCGUUGUCGGCGGUUGUAGCGUCAGGUCAAGGUCAGACGCAGAAUGUCCCUGACCUUCUCUGCAGAAGAGACGGAGAGGAAAUGACCUUUGUGGUCACUGAGGCUGAAGACAAAAUGUCAAGGUCAGGAAAGAAUCCUGGAAUGGUGGCAUCCGGCGUUCAUCUGUCUGCGAGGGAAAGAAGGAGGCAGAAACAAGCUGGAAAACUGUGGAGCACCCAUCCAAGGAAAUGGCUCUUGACAAAUGAAGUUCCAGAAGAAUCCGCUCCAGGAAGCUGUUUAGGGAACGAUUCUCCACAGGAACUGACAAAAGCGACCGAUCAAACUCCACCGGUGGCUGGGGCAAACCCACCGUUUCUGGCAAGUUCUGGUUUUUCUCAUUCAGAAAAUGACGCGGGAAGUCGCUCAACUUCAAAGACUUUGUUAUCCCCGCGGAAAGUUGAGCUGACCUUUGCUGGGGAGGACAGAAAAAAUUCCACCCAUCUUAGACAGUCCAUCAGGUUGAUCAAGUCGGAACUGGGCAAAGUGCACCACAUAGAGGGCGCCAGGAAAGCUGAACUGGAGAGAAGAGAGCUGAUUUUCUCCGAGAAAGAUGUUCUGGGAGAAGGAAGCUUUUCUCAGGUUUUCAAAGGAACCUAUCGCGGCUCGGACGUUGCCAUAAAAAGAUUGAGAGCUCCGCUUUUGUCAGUGGACAAGAACUAUUUCACUGCUGAGGUGUCAAUGCUCCAAGAACUGAGACAUCCGCACGUUGUCAUGUUGCUUGGCGUCUGCUCGGGCGACAAACUGCCCCUGAUGGUGCUGGAGUUUAUGGCGCGCGGAAAUCUCCACAGUCUUCUGCACGACGCUACAAGGGCUGAUCUGAGCCAGGAGGAGUAUUGCCAGAUUGGCCAUGACGUGACGGCAGGCAUGCUGUAUCUGCACCUCCACCAGCCUCCCGUGCUGCACCUGGACUUGAAGUCUUGCAACGUUCUCAUUGGAUACGGCACCAGAGCCAAAGUGGCAGAUUUCGGUUUUUCAAAACUAAAACAUGAAGCAGACGUGAAAGUGUCGAGAGCGAGCAGACUUGAACCGUCGCAAGCCACGCCCGCCUGGAUGGCACCAGAGCUACUGGCGGCAGGGGAGAUCACCCCGAAGGCGGACGUCUAUAGCUUCGGAAUAAUUCUCUGGGAAAUGCUGACGAGGCAGAUCCCUUACGAGGGCCUCUCUAUUUACCAGGUCCUAGAGAGUGUGCGACUAAAUCGGCGGCCGGUGGUUCCGGCGUCGUGCCCGACUGUCUUGUCCCACCUCAUGAGGAAAUGCUGGGAACACAACCCUGCGGCAAGACCCAGCUUCAAGGAUGUGCUGAGGACACUUGGACGACUUCCCAGCGCUGAAGGGUGGAAGACGAAGACUGUCGGGCUAGAGGGAGAUGAGCAGGGAAGAGCUGCCGGAGCAGAGAGGAGAAACACUUUGGAAGUAACGCAGCGUACUCCUGUGGGGGACUGGUCUUUGCAGGUCGAGUCUGUUUCUUCUGAUGAGGAGGAUGGUGACAGUGAUGAUGAUGAUGAUGACGAUGGUGAUGAUGAUGAAUCAAGUGGUGAGGGGAGCAGCUGUGGCGGGGAUGACAGGGGAGAGAACGAGUUUGAUUCUCCAGAGAGCAGCAACCAUCAGGACUCGAGUCUGUCACCGGAGAAAAAGGAAGCAACAAGUUCUCGGAGACGUAGUCCACAGACACAGAUGUUGCCAGAGGAAUCCUUCUCCGACAAGGUCAAGGAUGAGAAAACCAGCGCCAGCGCAGAGGAAACAGUCAAGCGUCUGUCAGUAGUUUUGCCUACGGAAAGUUUAGCAGAAGAUGAACAGGAAGUAGUUUUUGGUGAUCACUGCUGGCGACAGGAGUCCGUCCAUGACGCGGAACAGAUCCCGUCUCCAGAUGAAAGGCAGAGCAACAGACCAAGCAGACGUACAGAUACCGCUGCUAAACUCAUUGAGAAAUACUUGCCAGCAACAAAACUGGGGAGCGCACUGAGCAAAUCUUGUGACCUUCACCCACAAGGACAAACAGACAGACGGUACUCCUCCGAUAAAUUACUUCCCCUGCGGCAUUCUAUGGACCGCCCCAAACCGGAAGUGCCACCCAGAAAAGAUGACGGUCCAGUCAGACGUCAAGGACCAGACACGUCUGCUCACAGUUGUCACGAGAUCUCGGAGACUCGGUCAAAGGACUUCCACUCAGAUCUCCCCUCCAAGGACGCAACAACGACCAGUUUGAGCGAUGAUGUUGACCCCCGCAGCUCUUUCAAAGACGGUAGUGACAAAGGGGAAAUAACUUCAUACGUUCCUUCCUUUCUCAAAGACAAACCAACGCCUUCUCCGAGAAUGAGCAUUGCUCCAACACCCCAGGACACAACCAAUUGGGGGAAAACUGUCAACAGAAGUUUGGAUUUGCCCAUGCUAAGUUCUUUCAUGAAAUCCCUGGACAAAGCUGAGGGAAAACCGACAAUGAGAUCUGCCGAUGUUUCCCACAAGGCUCGUUUUCUUGCAAAAUCUGGAACUGGUCAAAGAACAAGUGUUUCUCAAGUUGCAGGGUUUGAAGAGGAAGAUCAUCGAAGCAGUUAUUUGACCCAAGUGUCAGAGGAAUUCAAGAGCUGUGAACCCAUCCCUUCUCUAAAGAAACAAGUAAACAAUAACAGACAAACACACAACAGACAAACACACGACAGACAAACACACAACAGACAAACACAUGACAGACAAACACAACAUGAAUUAGAUAAUGUUGAACAGACCAGACUUGAUUGUUCACUUCACAAAACCUUUCUGGAAUCCCCUUUGGAGACGAGUGAGAGUGAGAAGAGAUUCCCUUUUUUGUCAGAGCUGCUAGUUGCUGCUGCCAAGAGAACUGAUGAAAACGCCGACUUGGCUUCGGGAUCCUCCAUUUCUCGUGUUACGAAUCCAGACUUUGGGAAAUCUGAACGUCAGAAUGUUUUGUUAUCUUCAGACUCGUCAAAUCACUCGGAACUACUUCUGCGUGAUAAAUCUGAGCAUCAACGCAUUUCUUUGUCUACAGACUCAUCAACUCCUUCAGAGCAGCUCAAAGCGUUAGUGCUUUCUUCCGAUUCAUCUGGAGAUACAACAAAGUGUCAAGAUAAGGAUUGUGAGAAGGCAAUAUCUGACCCUGUCCUACACGGCCCUGAAGAUACUUUACCCUCCAGACCCAGGAGGCUGAGCGCGGAUUCGGAUUCAGAUUCUUCGACUGAGGUUGACAAUCUUUCCGUGGACAGUUUGAGUCUGAGCACAGAUGAAGUGGAUUUCUCCGUUGUCCGUGGCCCCGGGGCGGAUCACAGUGCCGCGACUGUCCUUGCAGACAUUUCCAGCUCCCUGUCUCAAGCUACAUCAGCCAAGGGGAUUCAAAACAAGUCCAAUACUGAGAAUAUUCCUCAACUUUCUAGUAAAAGUAUGUGCAAGUCAAAUAACGAUAGGCAUCAGUUUGCUAAUAGGGAAAGUUUUUAUCUCCUUGAGAGUCAUAAUGAAGAUCCACCUUUUGUGAUUGAGUCACCACAAAGUGUGAACUCCUCUCAUGUCAAAGAAACUUCUCCGAAUCAACAGUUUGUGGGAGCGGAUAGUGUCAUGUGUCACCGUCCUGGUGUGGACUUUGGGCUUACAGGGCAUGAUGGAGAAAGCCAACAGGAUUCAGGAAAUGAGGCUGGCAGGAACGACUCUUUCUCUACCUCUCAAGUUGUCGGCAAAAAUGUUGACGGUAUACACAAAUCGACAAAUGGAGAUGACAAGUUCGAAAGAGAUUCUCUCGAGGAAGGUCCAGAGAUGGUUCAGCAUCAAGUUAAUAAGACAGCCGGAAAGGAACUGUCAAGAAAGCAGCUUGUGAAAAAUAAAAUGAAUUCUCAAAGUUCCAGCAAAAACAGUGAAAAAAAUGUUUACGACAGGAAGUCACCUUGGUCUGCCACUGUCAAUCGAGUCCCGAUUCCAAAACUGCAGUUUUCAGCAGCAGAUAUCAUCUCUCAGAAGGGAAAGUUGUCAAAAGCCAAAGAACUGGCGCCACAUGUACAAAGGGGAGCUAACUCAGGUCCCCCGCCCGGUGCCCACUUCUCUCUACGUGCCAGCAUGCUGCUGGCUCAGAAAGGUCAGCUGAGGCCGGUGGUUUCGCGAGAGCCGACGUCACCGACAAAGCUUCUGGAAAGGUCACAGCAAGGGUCUGUGCCAUCUGUUGCCAGCAUUCUCAAAAGGGCAAUGACAGAUCGACGGUUUGCCAUGGGAGAUAAUCUGGAUAGCCAUGACGUGACACCCGAUGCGUCGUGGUCAUUGCAGGAUGAGGAACUACCGACCUGAACAUUUCUGGUUUCUCACAGCAAGGGGGAAACGUUCUGUCUUAAGUAGAUUUGUUGUCAAUAGAGCAUUUUGAUUCUGGGUGGAAGAAAAUGUGAGCAGAGAACUGAACUCUUUGGCUCUGAAUCACUACAUAAGUGACCUUCUCUGUACCAUGCUUCAGCGGAUCUCUACGCUACUUGAGUGGGGUUUUGGGAGGUACUGAUGUCCACAAGCCCAAGAUCUACACAUGAGGUUGUUGUGCUACAUUUACUAACUUUGUCACCCAUCUUGAGAUUCUCUGUCCAGUUAGGAAUAGUGUGAGAGCUCACAGAAACCAAUCCAUCAAUAUUUCACUGAAUCAUAACAUCAAUAUUUCACUGAAUCAUAACAUCAAUAUUUCACUGAAUCAUAACAUCAAUAUUUCACUGAAUCAUAACAUCAAUAUUUCACUGAAUCAUAACAUCAAUAUUUCACUGAAUCAUAACAUCAAUAUUUCACUGAAUCAUAACAUCAAUAUUUCACUGAAUCAUAACAUCAAUAUUUCACUGAAUCAUAACUAACAGUUUUAAGGUAACAACCUUGACCGCCUCAAAUUGGGAGCGUAAAAUUGGGGAAUCUCUUGCAUACAGAAAGAGUAAACCAUUUUGCUGAAAUGGAUUUUCCAUGUGUAGAGAUUUCUCUGCCUUGAGUGUAAGAUUUAGUAAGAAAGGUCUCCAGAAUUUUAGCAUUGAGAUGAAAGGUUGUUACUUUUUAUUCAUCACAUGGGAAUAGAGAGAUCGUUAUGUUAGCGUUCAAAAUCGUCUACAGAAUUAUGUUGUGAUAAUUUUUCAUUUGUAAACAGCCCAAGACUAUGGAUUCUCAGGUGCAUCAUUCAAGACUGCUGAGUCUUUAUUUGAUAUUGUUUCUUUACAAUCUGCCGUUGUUGCUUUAUAAAAUGAGUUCUGAAUAAUAGCUGGAACUUCAUACUUUAUAGGUUAUAGAUGCUUAAAGAGAUUUUUCUAAUAAAAGAUGAAAAAUGAGGAGGGUAAUAAUUGAACAAAAGUACUAUAUAGGAGAGAUAAGUUAAAUUCUUGGACUGUUUGAUUCAGUAGUUCAAUUCUAGGACUGUUUGAUCCAGUAGUUCAAUUCUAGGACUGUUUGAUUCAGUAGUUCAAUUCUAGGACUGUUUGAUCCAGUAGUUCAAUUUAAAUUCUAGGACUGUUUCGAUGCAAUAUCCUGAAGUCUGAAGGCCUUUGACCUUUGUUGUUGGUAACAAGUGUCUAGAUAGAUGGAGAUGUAGUUACUUUGUAUUUCUGUAUUGAAUUUUGCUUUGUCACAGAGUGCCAGAGUAGAGAACUUCUCCUAUUGAGAACUAGUUGUAUCUGAUUGACUCAAUAUUUAUUGAGAACUAGUUGUAUCUGAUUUACUCAAUAUUUAUUGUGAACUAGUUGUAUCUGAUUGACUCAAUAUUUAUUGAGAACUAGUUGUAUCUGAUUUACUCAAUAUUUAUUGAGAACUAGUUGUAUCUGAUUGACUCAAUAUUUAUUGAGAGCUAGUUGUAUCUGAUUGACUCAAUAUUUAUUGAGAACUAGCUGUAUCUGAUUUACUCAAUAUUUAUUGAGAACUAGUUGUAUCUGAUUUACUCAAUAUUUAUUGAGAACUAGUUGUAUCUGAUUUACUCAAUAUUUAUUGAGAACUAGUUGUAUCUGAUUUACUCAAUAUUUAUUGAGAACUAGUUGUAUCUGAUUUACUCAAUAUUUAUUGAGAACUAGUUGUAUCUGAUUUACUCAAUAUUUAUUGAUGAUUAUUGAUUACAUGAAUAGUACAUGUAGAGGUUUGUAUAUAUAGAAUGUUGACCUGCUGUAUUUUCAUUUUAAAUUUUGUCUGUUGGGACAUUUUUUUAGAUGGUCAUUAACGAUGUCAUAAAUUAUAUUAUAUGUAUAGGCCUAUGCAUAUUCUACUCUCUGCUGGGAUGUUUCAUCAGGGUCAGUGAAAUAUCGAGCCCAGGGUAGCUCUGACGAGCCCAGGGUAGCUCUGACGAGCCCAGGGUAGCUCUGACGCGCACGGCUGGAAGCCUGCCUCCUAAAGUAUCUAAACUGCGUUGAUGAAGGCGUAAAAAGCACCAACGUUUUAUAGAAGAGUUCGUCUGUAGUUUUUUGUAGGGUUUUUGUUAUAUGUUAGCAUGUAGCCUGCACACCGUAACUUUUUAAAAAAUCACUACAACUUUUACGUGACACAUUUUGUGGUCAGAUUUGAUCUAUGGUAGUGUCGACAAGACACACACGUGGUCAGUGAGAAUGCCCGUCAAUGUCAUAGAUGGACCCAAAACACUGUGAAAUAGUCACCACAUAACUGUGAAAUAGUCACCACAUAACUGUGAAAUAGUCACCACAUAACUGUGAAAUAGGCACCACAAAACUGAAAUAGUCACCACAUAACUGUGAAAUAGUCACCACAUAACUGUGAAAUAGUCACCACAAAACUGAAAUAGUCACCACAAAACUGUGAAAUAGUCACCACAAAACUGUGAAAUAGUCACCACAAAACUGUGAAAUAGUCACCACAUAACUGUGAAAUAGUCACCACAUAACUGUGAAAUAGUCACCACAUAACUGAAAUAGUCACCACAAAACAGUGAAAUAGUCACCACAUAACUGUGAAAUAGUCACCACAUAACUGUGAAAUAGUCACCACAAAACUGAAAUAGUCACCACAUAACUGUGAGAUAGUCACCACAUAACUGUGAAAUAGUCACCACAUAACUGUGAAAUAGUCACCACAAAACUGAAAUAGUCACCACAAAACUGUGAAAUAGUCACCACAUAACAGUGAAAUAGUCACCACAUAACUGAAAUAGUCACCACAAAACUGAAAAGGUAUAUUGUCCUUUCUUUUAUGAAAUGUUUGAUUUGUAUCUGUUGUGAGAAGAAGAAUUUUUACCUUUUUUUCUGUAUUAAUUUAUGAAAACCUGAGAACAUAUUUAAAUGUACAAUGUCAAAGACUAAACCUAUUUAUUUGCUUGUAAUUCACAUUCCUCUAUGACUUGCCUUUGUACAUUUCUACUGAUGUACCUUCAAUAGAUUGACAACAAAACUUGUCCUAUUUGUACAUCUAUUGUUUCCAUAAAACAUUCCAACUGGAAAGGGUUCAUUUCUGAUCUCCGGGGAAAACUUGCCUUUUCGAUAGAUGGUUACUAACACUAAUCUAUCUGUUUUGUUUCUUGCAUUCCAUAAGCUAAUGGAAUAGUUUUUCAUUAGCUUGUAGCUAAUAUCAUAUACUAUUUAUAGAGUGUUAGGUCACUUUACUUUUUCCACUUACAGUCUAGCAUGUUCAUAGCAAACUCUCCAAAAUAUGCAAAUAGCGAACAGAUUGUAAAAUCCCAAAUUUUUCUUAUGCGUGUGUAUAUUGUUUGUAGCUAAAUCAUGUACAUAGCAAAAUUUGUAUGUAAUGAAAAGAUUUUCGCCUGGCGCCACUUUGGCUAGGUGGGUGCUAGACUGUAUGUGUCUUUGUGUCUUUGUACAUUUGUGUCAUGUGCCUUACCCAGCUUGUGGGGCCGACAGCUAAAGUGUUUGGUUCGGCUCCUCGGGUCGCUCUGAGUGCAGAAAGCACAAGUCCUGUCCUCAUGUGGGGAAGAUGUUUUUAUUGAGGAUGUUGGUCCUGUUCCGGGGAUGUUUGUCCUUAUUUCUGUGGCAAGGUGGUGACAUCAGACACUCGUCAAAAUAA